Acyrthosiphon pisum (pea aphid) is the source of this 921-nucleotide messenger RNA. RefSeq lists its product as uncharacterized. Lineage: Eukaryota; Metazoa; Arthropoda; Insecta; Hemiptera; Aphididae. The coding region runs from base 1 to 921 and encodes 306 amino acids. The record is from RefSeq and is a predicted model, not a curated record. The transcript is spliced from 3 exons. Gene Ontology annotation, molecular function: protein dimerization activity.
AUGUGUCACUUAAAAAAACUAUCAGGUACCAGGUGGUCAGCAAGAUCUGAUGCAAGUAUUAGUUUAAACAACAAUUGGAAUGAAAUAAUUAAUGCACUGUCUUUUAUAAAAAAUGAUAAAUCAGAAAAAUCAAUCACAAGAUCAGAAGCUAAUGGACUAUAUUUAAAAUUAGACUGUCUUGAAACAGCUAUUAUGGCCACAUUAUGGGGUGAUAUACUAGAAAGAUUCAACAAAACUAGUAAACAAUUGCAGUCAGUUGAGAUUGAUUUAGAAACAGUGGUAUGUUUAUACGAAUCGUUAAUUCGAUAUGUAUUAGAUUUAAGGAGUAUGUUUGAUAUCUAUGAAGAGAGAGCAAUUAAUAAAUCGGGACACAAAACAUAUCAAGAAAUACUCAAAAGAAAAAGAAAAUUAACUGCAGAUGAAAAAAGAGUAGGAGAAAUAAAUUUUGAAAUUCGAGACUCUUUAAGGAUUAAUACUUAUUACGCUAUUAUUGACAAUCUACAUUCUGAAUUAGAAAGAAGAAAAUUCUACUAUGAUGAAUGUAUACAAUUUAGAAGCUAUUUAAUGAGCUUAAGUGAAAACAUAAGACCUAAAACUGUAAUGGAUAUUUGUAAAAUGAUCGGAACUGAAAAACUUCAAGAACUGUUACCUUACGUAGAUAUAGCAUUAAGGAUGUAUUUAUGCUGUCCAACAUCCAAUUGUUCAGCCGAGAGAUCAUUUUCAGCAUUAAAGAGGGUUAAAUCUUAUUUGAGGUCGAGAAUGACUGAUAGCUAUUCACGAGAAUCAAUUAAAACUAAAAAAAAACAAACGGUAGCGAUACAACAGCAAAUUACAGAUUCUUUUGAAACAUCAAACAGCCAAAACCAAUUUCAUAUUGAUUUGUGCCAGGCUUUAGGAGAAGCAAAUAUACCAAAUAAAUAA